Fusarium keratoplasticum is the source of this 834-nucleotide messenger RNA. RefSeq names its product SGNH-hydro domain-containing protein. Bases 1 to 834 code for a protein of 277 amino acids. The transcript has a single exon. The record is from RefSeq and is a predicted model, not a curated record. Lineage: Eukaryota; Fungi; Ascomycota; Sordariomycetes; Hypocreales; Nectriaceae.
AUGUCUGCACCUCAGGUUGCGCCAGUGAGCGUCCAAACUGACCUAUCACACUCAGAACCCGCCGCCCAAGUGGCAUCUCUUCCUCCGCCACCACAACUGCUCCUCUUUGGAGACUCUAUCACACAAGGCGCCUCCUCACUACAGAGUGAGCUGACGAGACGGUAUGUGCGCCGGCUUGAUGUGCUGAACCGCGGUUUUGGCGGGUACAACACCAACUCGGCUUUGACUCUCCUACCGUCGUUCUUCCCAGCAGUGGCCCCCUCGAGAACUGUUCCUCGUGUCGCUGCUAUGACGGUACAUUUUGGUGCCAACGACUCCUGCAGCCCCGGCGAGCCUCAGCACUGCGACCUCGAGACGUUCAAAUCAAAUAUCAGACACGUCUUAAACUGGGAGGGUGUCAGGCUCCAUAGGACUAGACUCCUCCUUGUGACGCCCUCUCCCGUGGAAGAGUAUCGGCUGCCACAUGACGGGAAGGGCAGGGCAGAGAGAGUGGCGAUGUAUGCGCAAGCAAUUCGGGACAUUGGCAAGAAAGAAAAUGUACCUGUCGUUGACCUGUGGACUGCAAUGAUACGUACCACUGGUUGGAAAGAUGGCGGUGUCGAUGCCGUAUUGCCCGGAUCUUCAAGUACAUCCCCCAGCAUGGACCUCGGGAAACUUUUCUACGAUGGUCUUCACUUGACCCAGGAUGGCUAUGACAUCUACACGCAGGAACUUCUACGCGUUUUGGAAGCGGAAGUUCCAGAAUGUCAAAUACAUGGGACUGACGAGUGGUAUCCUGAAUGGAUUAGGUUUCAUCCACCUGCAGGAACCAGGGUAGAGGCAAGCGACUGCUGA